AUGUCUGGAGCCGAUACCAAUCAACCCUCAACUGUCAAGUCCUACAUCGACAGCGGUGUUGCUGCUGUCCAGAGCGCAGUUGGUAGUCUUACUGGAAACCCCGCCGACAAACAAGCUGCCGAUAACAGGAAGGCCCAUGCCGACCUUGAGCACGACGCCUCCCACGUUAGUGCCAAGGCUGGUCCCUUCAACCUCUCAUCCUCCGGUGCUGCCACUAUCGACAACAAAAACCGCCGCGAUGGGAAGGCUGAUCAGUUGAUCGGCAGCGGAAAGGAGUUUGUCGGAAACGCUGUUGGGUCGGAUAACCUGAGACGUGAAGGCCAACAGCAGAACUCUGAGGGGCAAGGAAAGGAAGCUGCUGGUCAGGUUGCAGACUUUGCUUCUGGUGUUGCGAACCGUGUUACUGGAGCUAUUGGAAGCGUUGCUUCUGGUAUCGUUGGAAACAAGGAAGCCCAAACCGACUUUAACACCCAGCACGACAAGGGAAAGACUUCACAGCGUGGAGUCGAGGCUGAUCUCCAGAAGUAA
This is a messenger RNA of Morchella importuna, 528 nucleotides long. RefSeq lists its product as uncharacterized. The record is from RefSeq and is a predicted model, not a curated record. The transcript is spliced from 4 exons. Bases 1 to 528 code for a protein of 175 amino acids. NCBI's taxonomy places the organism in Eukaryota, Fungi, Ascomycota, Pezizomycetes, Pezizales, Morchellaceae.